AUGGCUAUCGACACACUCUCUCUCCAAGGCAAAAUCGCCAUAGUCACCGGCUCCGGCAGAGAAAACGGUAUUGGUGCUGGUAUUGCCAUCGCCUUGGCUAGAAACGGAGCAGCUGUUACCAUCCACUAUGUUAAAGACUCUGUAACACAGCGAGCUCAUGCCGUGGCCGAAAAGAUCAAAGAAGAUGGAGGCAAAGCCAUCGUGAUCCAAGGAUCAAUCGAAACCCCACAAGGAGCUCAGUACUUGGUCAACGAGACUCUGAAAGGCUUUGAUGCUGGUCAUAUCGAUAUCCUAGUCAACAACGCGGGCGUAGGCAUAUUCGGUGAGACAUUGACUGUUGAUCAAGGUGAUAUAACGCAGCUGUUCGACGUCAAUGUCAAAGGACCCAUCUUUGUCGCCCAAGCCGUUGUGCCUGUGAUGCCACCCGGAGGUCGAAUUGUCAACAUCAGCUCUAUAGCAUCCAAGAUGGGGGAUGACAGUGUCCCUAUUUACGGUGCAUCCAAAGCUGCUAUUGAUAGUCUUACAUGGUCGUGGGCGAAAGAAUGGGGGCGAAGCAAGAAGAUCACUGUCAACUCUGUGGCUCCUGGACCAGUCACCACCGACUCGAAUCCUUAUGAAGAGUUCCAGAAGCCUUCUAUCGAUAUUACGAGAGCUGCUGAUAGGGCUGGUACACCAGAGGACAUUGCCGAUGCGGUGCUUCUGUUGGUGUCUGAGAAAGCACGAUGGAUUACGGGACAGUACAUUUCGGUCAGUGGCGGAGUUACAAACUAG
This is a messenger RNA of Fusarium poae, 771 nucleotides long. RefSeq lists its product as uncharacterized. The coding region runs from base 1 to 771 and encodes 256 amino acids. The transcript is spliced from 3 exons. Gene Ontology annotation, molecular function: oxidoreductase activity, acting on the CH-OH group of donors, NAD or NADP as acceptor. NCBI's taxonomy places the organism in Eukaryota, Fungi, Ascomycota, Sordariomycetes, Hypocreales, Nectriaceae. The record is from RefSeq and is a predicted model, not a curated record.